This is a messenger RNA of Strongylocentrotus purpuratus (purple sea urchin), 2044 nucleotides long. Its product is annotated as insulin-like growth factor-binding protein complex acid labile subunit. The transcript has a single exon. The record is from RefSeq and is a predicted model, not a curated record. Lineage: Eukaryota; Metazoa; Echinodermata; Echinoidea; Camarodonta; Strongylocentrotidae. Gene Ontology annotation, biological process: signal transduction. Bases 1 to 1980 code for a protein of 659 amino acids. Gene Ontology annotation, molecular function: protein binding.
AUGUAUCAUCGAAUGAAGUUGAAACCAUAUACCCCUUCAUUAACACCACUCCACGUGCGGAUCUACCCCCCUUGGAAAAAACUUAUUCUCUCAGGUACCAACAUGUUUGCUCUACCAUCGAUGGCCUUUGUCGGGAUGGGUUAUUUAAGAUCGCUUGAUCUUGGUAAAGGAAAGUUGAAAUCUAUUGAGAAUGAUUCCUUCGCGGGUAUGACGGCCCUAGAGUUUCUUGAUUUGAGUUCAAAUCGACUGACUACAGUGAGAAGAGAAAUAUUCGAACCCUUGACCCGAAUCCAGAAGAUCAUCCUAGCCAAAAACAAAUUCUUAUACCUUCCAACGACAUCAUUCCAGGGGCUUAGAUCACUUCAAGUCUUGGAUUUUACCAGCAAUCGAAUCAACAAAAUCGGAGUCACGUGGGACAUUCCUUCUCUGCAGACUCUGGAUCUUACAAGCAACAGACUUUUCCGUAUUGCCGAUGCAGCCUUCUACGGCCUGCCAAAUUUAACGGAGUUAGCAAUAUCUUUGAAUCCCAUCAAUACUAUAAAAAAUAAUGCCUUUAUAGGUAUAGAAAACUUGCAAACGCUGACUCUGCAAACACUUGACCACGUUGGGAGUGGUGGGGGUCGACCUUUUCGGAAUCUCACCCACUUGAUAACCCUCGAUCUCUCUGGAUCAAACAUGAACCCCAAUACUGUCUUUUUUAAAGGUCUGACAUUUCUGAAGAUGCUGAAGCUUCGAAAGACCUCACUGACACCAAGUAAACUCUGGAACAAUCUACGAAACGUUUCAGUUCUUGACACAUUAGUCGGACUGGAGUAUCUAUCACUGAGCUCAAACAGUUUGAACGGUUUAAUACCACGGACAUUUCAGAAUCUGACUUCAUUAACCAGACUACUCCUGGAGAAAUGUGGAAUUAUCGAGCUACCCGUAGGUUUAUUAAAAAACCUUGCAUCUCUUAGGUAUCUUUACCUUACGCACAACAAUAUCAAAGUCUUGUCUGCCUCUCAUUUCUUCGGAUUACAAUCCCUAGGAACAGUUCUAUUUGACAAUAAUGCCAUCAAGGAACUCGAAGUGGAUCUUUUCAAGCAUACUCCUAAAAUAUCUUACGUGUACUUUCCACACAAUCUCAUAUCAGUUGUUCAAAGGGGAACAAUCCUACCCACGGUGAUGCUUGAUCUCUCGAACAACCCACUGUCUUGCGUUUGUGAUCUUCAGUGGUUUCUGUCGUACUUAGAUACCAAUAUUCUCAUCUUGGUGAAUCCAAAUAACACGAUCUGUUCUCCUACCUCCAUUCAAAGGUUUAUCGGCAAGCGGCUUCUCAGCUCUCGACCAGACAGCCACGACUGUGGCCCAAACAUCAUCCUCUUGGCUUUCAUCCCAUUUAUCGUUUUAGGGCUUAUCUUCGUCGUAGCAGUCACCUAUUACUAUCGCUGGAAGAUCAACUACAAAUUCUUUUAUUUGAAACUAGCCGUGCUUGGUUUCAUUGAGUUCGAAGAUGCCCGUGAGCAUCAGGAUUUUCGGCACGACCUCAACGUCAUCUACCAUGAUGAUGAUGAAGAAUGGGUCGAGCGCGUCUUCCAACCCGGCAUCGACAACGCUUUACCGGAGUUUCAGAGGAUUGCAUACGGUGACCGGGAUCUGGUCAUCGGGAUGUUCUACAUGGACGCUGUCAUCGAUUUGGUGGAGAACAGUUUUAAAGUGGCCUUCAUCGUUAGUAACACAGCCAUUCGUGAUCAUUCCUUCAUUAACAAAUUUCACAUGGCUGUCGAUCACAUGAACGAGGUCGGAUUCGAAAAACUUGUGCUGGUUUUCGUUGAGGAUAUUCCCGACAACCACCUGCCGUAUCUCAUGAGGCUUUUCCUCAGCAAGAACAAACCAUAUUUCCUGUGGACUGAAAACAGAGACUGGCAGAUUUUCUUCUGGGCCAAGUUUGCGAAAUUGAUGAAGGCAAACAAGCAAAUAAAUGACACUCUUCCAACUUAGAAGAAACCAGUAUUGAUUGUUAUAAGUGUAGCCCAAUUGUCUCUUCCAUAUUUGAAUGGAAUGA